Penicillium angulare is the source of this 813-nucleotide messenger RNA. RefSeq names its product ubiquitin-conjugating enzyme E2. The record is from RefSeq and is a predicted model, not a curated record. The coding region runs from base 1 to 813 and encodes 270 amino acids. The transcript has 4 exons. Lineage: Eukaryota; Fungi; Ascomycota; Eurotiomycetes; Eurotiales; Aspergillaceae.
AUGGCCACCAAGGCAGCAUUCAAACGUCUCACUCGAGAAUACCAAAAUAUUCAAAAGAACCCCCCUCCAUUCAUCGUCGCUCAUCCAUCAGAAACCAAUAUUCUUGAAUGGCAUUACAUCCUCACGGGUCCUCCGGGGACCCCCUAUGAGAACGGGCAAUACUGGGGAACCCUGAUGUUCCCUCCUGAGUAUCCUUUCGCACCCCCUGCUAUUCGCAUGCAUACACCGAGCGGUCGUUUCCAGCCGUCUACUCGCCUAUGUCUCAGCAUCAGUGACUUCCAUCCUAAGUCAUUCAACCCGGCCUGGGAAGUUUCGACCAUUCUGAUCGGAUUGUUAUCAUUCAUGACCAGUGAGGAAAUGACUACUGGGAGUGUCAGCGCAUCGGAAGCAGAGCGCCGAGUGUUUGCAGCUCGGUCGCGAUGGUGGAACUCCACUGGAGGUGGUUCGCAUUCUAGCGCCACCCCAGGAGUCACUCGAACAGCCAAAGGAAUCAACAACGUCAAAGCGGGAGACGGUGGAUUAAAGUUCCGUACUGAAUGGCUUGAGCUGGAUGAGGAGAACUGGGCGUGGAUGAAAGAACACCGCAUCGACACGAGUACCGGCCAGAUUCUCCCAGACCCAAAUGCCCCCACCCGCUGUUCCCCAGAGACUAGUGCUUUGCGUCGACGUCCGAAUGGGAGCGCUCCGGGGAUCGGCGCAGUGAUGGAAGGUGGCCAUGUGGCUCGGGAAGCCGGCGAAGGAUGGGCACGACGACACCGGGUGUGGAUCGGAUUGGCCGUCCUCUUUGGCUAUGCACUAAUCUCUAGACUAUAG